Spea bombifrons (plains spadefoot toad) is the source of this 2182-nucleotide messenger RNA. RefSeq names its product protein phosphatase 2 regulatory subunit Bdelta (gene PPP2R2D). Gene Ontology annotation, cellular component: cytosol; protein phosphatase type 2A complex. The transcript is spliced from 10 exons. The record is from RefSeq and is a predicted model, not a curated record. Gene Ontology annotation, molecular function: protein binding; protein phosphatase regulator activity. Lineage: Eukaryota; Metazoa; Chordata; Amphibia; Anura; Pelobatidae. Gene Ontology annotation, biological process: peptidyl-serine dephosphorylation. Bases 257 to 1600 code for a protein of 447 amino acids.
AAUGUGCGCCAUUUUGAAACACCAGCCCGGAGAAGCCGAGAGCGGUCCCUGAGCGCUGUGUCCCUUCCCGAAACAAGCCGAACAGCUUCCUUCCUUUCCGCAGCAGCCGCGGCGGGCAGCAAAGCAUAGCAUCCAGACCUGCCGGGGCAGUCAAACUUGGGGAGGGGGAGGAGGUGGGAAACCGAGAGUGUGAAGGGCGAACCCUCCCCGUCCUCAGCGACGCCCGGAUUGGGAGGCCUGGUGCUAGAGGGCAGCCAUGGCAGGAGUGGGCGGAGGAAAUGAUUUCCAGUGGUGUUUCUCCCAAGUGAAAGGUGCCAUAGACGAGGAUGUGGCGGAAGCCGAUAUUAUUUCAACGGUUGAAUUCAACUUUACUGGUGACCUGUUAGCCACGGGAGACAAAGGAGGCAGAGUUGUUAUAUUUCAAAGGGAACAAGAGAGUAAAAGCCGUCCUCAUUCAAGGGGUGAAUACAAUGUUUACAGUACGUUUCAAAGCCAUGAACCUGAAUUUGACUACUUAAAAAGUCUAGAAAUUGAAGAGAAAAUUAACAAAAUAAGGUGGUUGCCACAGCAGAAUGCUGCCCAUUUCUUACUUUCUACUAAUGAUAAAACAAUAAAAUUAUGGAAAAUAAGUGAGCGAGACAAAAGAGCCGAAGGUUACAACUUGAAGGACGAUGAUGGGAGACUUCGGGAUCCUUUUCGGAUCACAUCUCUACGGGUGCCAAUCCUCAGACCCAUGGAUUUAAUGGUUGAAGCAAGUCCAAGAAGAAUAUUUGCAAAUGCACAUACCUAUCACAUUAACUCCAUUUCAGUAAAUAGUGAUCAUGAAACUUACCUCUCUGCAGAUGACCUGAGAAUUAAUUUAUGGCAUUUAGAAAUUACAGAUAGAAGUUUUAACAUUGUAGAUAUUAAGCCUGCUAACAUGGAGGAAUUGACAGAAGUUAUCACAGCUGCUGAAUUCCAUCCACAUCAGUGUAAUGUCUUCGUCUACAGCAGUAGCAAAGGAACGAUCCGACUCUGUGACAUGCGUGAUUCUGCGCUCUGCGAUAGACAUUCAAAGUUCUUUGAAGAACCAGAAGAUCCAAGCAGCAGAUCUUUCUUCUCAGAAAUCAUUUCUUCGAUAUCAGAUGUCAAAUUCAGCCAUAGUGGUCGCUACAUGAUGACCAGAGAUUAUCUGUCUGUGAAAGUAUGGGAUCUCAACAUGGAAAGUAGGCCAGUAGAAACAUAUCAGGUUCAUGAAUACCUUCGAAGUAAGCUUUGUUCCUUGUAUGAAAAUGACUGCAUCUUUGACAAGUUUGAGUGCUGUUGGAAUGGAUCUGACAGCUCAAUUAUGAGUGGUUCCUACAACAACUUCUUCAGGAUGUUUGAUCGAAACACCCGUCGGGAUAUCACAUUGGAAGCAUCACGAGAAAGCAGCAAACCGCGUGCCAUCUUAAAGCCACGUAAAGUGUGUACAGGUGGUAAGAGGAAGAAGGAUGAAAUCAACGUUGACAGCCUAGACUUCAACAAAAAGAUUCUACAUACAGCAUGGCAUCCUAAGGAGAACAUAAUAGCUGUUGCCGCCACCAAUAAUUUGUAUAUAUUUCAGGACAAAGUUAAUUAAAGAUGGCUUUUUUUGAGGACAAAGUCUUGUUCUUGCAUAGUUAAGCCUAGUUGUUUACCUGUAAAAGAUCAGGCCAUGUUGUCCUCCCAGUAAAAAGACCACAUGAAUGCACUUCCCCCAUGUAGAAAGAGGAAAGCUGACCUGGAUUUCAUUUCAUGGUAGAGCUCUGUCUUCAGUAAGGAGGAAGGGAGGGCACAAGGUUCACUUCCCAAAAUGAAAGCCCGCUAGAUGCAGAAGUGAUGGACAUCGUUCAUAAAAGACCAGUGCUCAAUAUUUAACUCCGAGCUUCCUUUCCGGUUCAUAGACCAAAAAUUCUACACCCGAAGACAGACUAUCAAUGUGAUUUCUCUUUCUGCUGUACUGUUUGGGCCUUUGAAAAACAAUUUUCUUUAUGCCUGUAACAUUCCUCUUCUGGCCUUCAGUUAGGCUUAGGUGUUUGUACAUUUGAGCACUUAGGUAGAACACAAGUUGGGUCAGACAGGUUUUUUCCAUGUAUAUUUACUCUCUGUAUCUAUACACACCCUCCGGUGUAAACCACUUAAUAAAAAUAACCAAGUAUAAAAAGUGUUUUUAAAUCUGAAA